AUGUUUGUGAUUUACACUGACCACUGUCUCCACAGUCCAAAAUACAUUAUAGUUUUUAAUUUGGCUGUGUCUGACUUGUGUGGAAGCACUGCAGCCAUUCCUCCGGUGAUUGACACCUUCCUCUUGAAAUCACAUAUAAUCUCUUUCAAGGCCUGCUUGACUCAUAUGUUUUUUGGUUUUUGGUUUGUCACCAUGGAGUCUCUGACUCUCACUGUUUUGUCCUAUGAUAGGUAUGUUGCUAUAUGCUUUCCACUGAGAUACAAUGAGAUUGUGACAAGUACUUCAAUGUUGGUGAUCACAGCCACAUUAUGGAUUUCAGGAGGAGUGAUCAUGCUUGUAGCUGUGAUUUAUGUCAGCAGACUGUCAUACUGCAAAACCAAUGUGAUAAACAGUUAUUUCUGUGAUCACGGACCCAUGCACAUUUUGGCGUGCAAUGACAACACUCCAAGUUUCGCCCUUGUACUGGGCUCUACCAUUCACCAGAACGCCAGGAUCCUUAAUAUGUCACUAGCUACUGUCUUGCCACCUAUGCUGAAUCCAAUCAUUUACUCUCUGAAGACAGAUGAAUUCAGAGAAUCCAUUCAGAAGCUUUACAGAAGAAGGAAGAUACACAUCAAUGGCAGCAAUAAGUGA
Molecule: messenger RNA, 633 nt
Organism: Conger conger (European conger)
Lineage: Eukaryota; Metazoa; Chordata; Actinopteri; Anguilliformes; Congridae
Product: olfactory receptor 4E2-like
Exons: 2
Coding region: 1-633 (210 amino acids)
Biological process (GO): G protein-coupled receptor signaling pathway
Cellular component (GO): membrane
Molecular function (GO): olfactory receptor activity; G protein-coupled receptor activity
Source: RefSeq, a predicted model, not a curated record